Recurvomyces mirabilis is the source of this 1047-nucleotide messenger RNA. RefSeq names its product Electron transfer flavoprotein alpha-subunit (gene ETF1). Gene Ontology annotation, cellular component: mitochondrion. The transcript has a single exon. The record is from RefSeq and is a predicted model, not a curated record. NCBI's taxonomy places the organism in Eukaryota, Fungi, Ascomycota, Dothideomycetes, Mycosphaerellales, Teratosphaeriaceae. The coding region runs from base 1 to 1047 and encodes 348 amino acids. Gene Ontology annotation, biological process: fatty acid beta-oxidation using acyl-CoA dehydrogenase. Gene Ontology annotation, molecular function: flavin adenine dinucleotide binding; electron transfer activity.
AUGGCAUUACCAACACGAAGUGGUGUGUUACGGCACGUCACAUCAUGUCUACGUCCAGUCGGUCCACGACCACUGUCCCAAGCCUAUCUCCGCCGUCUCGCCUCGACUCUCGCCAUCCUCGAACAACGCGAAGGCAAACUGAACAUGUCCUCCCUGGCCUCCGUCUCCGCCGGCCAAAAGAUUGGCGGGCCUGUCCACGGAAUCCUAGCUGGCUCCAACAUCAAGACCGUCGCCGACGAAGCCGCCAAAGUCGAAGGGCUGGAGAAGAUAAUAUUCGUGGAGAAUGGCGACUAUGAUAAAGGACUCCCCGAGAACUGGGCUCCGAUGUUGAUCGAGAACAUCAAGAAAGGAGGGUACACGCAUGUCCUAGCGGGCCACUCGGCUUUUGGCAAGAAUUUAAUGCCUAGGGUCGCGGCGUUGAUGGAUGUACAGCAGGUGUCUGAUAUCACUGAUAUUCAGUCUGAGGAUACUUUCGUCAGGCCGAUAUAUGCUGGGAAUGCUAUCCUGACUGUUCAGUCCGAGGAUAGUCCUAAGAUUGUUACGGUGAGAGGUACGGCUUUCCCUUCUGGUGCCGCGGAGGGAGGCAGUGCCAGUGUAGAGGAGGGUGUGGAUCCCAAGGCUCCUUGUCCUACGACGUGGGUCAGUGAGGACUUGGCGAAGAGUGACCGGCCUGAGCUUGCGAGUGCGGAACGAGUCGUUUCGGGAGGCAGGGGCUUGAAGUCGAAAGAGGAAUUCGAGAGGCUUAUCCCUCCUCUUGCUGAUGCGCUGGGUGCCGCGAUUGGUGCUUCGCGAGCUGCUGUUGACAGCGGAUUCGCUGACAACAGCUUGCAGGUGGGUCAGACUGGCAAGAACGUGGCACCUCAGCUAUAUUUGUGCGCCGGGAUUAGUGGUGCUAUUCAGCAUUUGGCUGGCAUGAAGGACAGCAAAGUCAUCGCCGCCAUCAACAAGGAUGCCGAUGCGCCUAUCUUCCAGGUGGCGGAUGUUGGGUUGGUGGGUGAUUUGUUUGAGAAGGUACCGGAGAUGACAGAGAAGUUGAAGAGUUCGUGA